CGUCUAGAAAGUUUUCUCUGGGAAGAGAGGAUCUUCGUCAAUUUCACAAAAUAAUAUGCUGAAGAUACGAUAUCGAUAAGAUAUUAUUUACGAGUCGUAUCAAGAUGUUUACUUGGUUAACCCUGCAGAUAAUCAUGUGGCCGGUAGUCAGUAGUUUAGAAAUCAGCUGUCCAAUUGAAUGUGACUGUCUAGUUCAUCAAUCUUUGUUUAUUAACGCUAAAGUUCAAACCGUGAACUGUUCAUCUCGAGACCUACUAGAAAUACCUAGUGUAGUACCUCUAACAACUGAGUCUCUUCUUCUUCCUGGAAAUCAGUUCUCUGAUCUGUUGAACAACAUCCCGUUCCUCCCACGCCUCUUAGAGCUGGAUCUUUCUAACAACCUAAUCAAACAACUAGGACGUGGGUCCAUCUUCCAAAACCUGACAAAGUUGCGCUUUCUUGACCUGUCCUACAACAGAUUUCGGACGUUGCUUAAUGGCGUUUUCCGUGGCAUCCAUAAGUUGGAAACAUUAGUCAUCUCAGCCGGCCAUCUGAAGUUUAUCGACGAACGAGUGUUUGAUGACAUGAAUAAUAUGAAACACUUGAACUUAAAAGGUAAUUCGAUUCACUCAAUAUCAGCAGAGUGGUUUUAUGAUGUGAUGAACUUGGAAUUUCUUGAACUCGCUCACAACGAGGUUUUCUAUCUAAACGGCGAAACAUUCUCAGCAGUAGUCCAUCUUCGCCAUCUCUCGCUGUCUCAUAACAGAAUUAGAGGAAUUCACGAAAGAGCUUUUGUGGGACUUCGAAAUCUAACAACUUUGCUACUGGAUAACAAUUAUAUAACCGAAGUUCCGUCGGUAGCUCUUCUGUCCAUGAGGUCUUUGAGGGUUCUUCGCUUGGACGCUAAUCCCAUUUCUCAAUUAGGCACAGGUGCCUUUACCCACGUCCCCGUAGAGGAGAUUUCGUUAUCCAACUCAACUACGCUUCAGCUGAUAGACCGUGGGUCCUUCUUGGACCUUCUCAGCCUAGAAAAAGCCUAUCUUUUCAACAAUCCAUCUCUCCAAUAUGUAGACUCUCAUGCUUUUAUCAAUGUACCACAGCUGAGGGUUUUGCUGUUGCACAGAAAUAACCUUUCAGCUCUAAGUCACGAAAUCGUCAAGAGACGCCCAUCCGUACAUCUUACUUUGCACGGCAACCCACUUCUAUGUAAUUGUAAUGUCCGGUGGAUUCGAAAGGCACUCGGUCAAGGUAACAGUUCGUCCGCAGUCUUCUUAGACCCAGACAAGUUAACGUGUUCUCAAACUCAGAAACUGGAUUCGAUCUCCCUUAAGUCACUGAAUCUCGCUGAUAUACCUCCAUUUUGUGAACCAGUCAUGAUUGGUUAUCUUAACAAAACAAUCAAUGCAGAGAUUCGAGAGUCACAAACGUUUGCUUGUCGUGCUUUUGGGAUUCCCCCACCAAAACUACAUUGGAUUCUACCCUCUGGAAUUGUGCUAAAUGAAUCAAACAACAAUUUUCUGACUCCAGGAAAGCAUCCUGGCACUCUAACUCUACACCACUUAAAGCCCAAGGAUUCUGGAGUUUACAAGUGUGUCGCGGAAAACAACGUGAGUGUUGCCUUUAAAAACAUCACCCUCCAAGUCAAGAAUGUUGACAUCGGUUUGUUUCCUCAGAGGGUAUCCUCAACUUUUGUGACCGUUGUGUGGAAUGGAACAGCUAGAAACAACUUCCCAGAGUACGACAUACUUUACAAGACUGACAACCAACCGGGAGAAGAAUAUAAGACUAUAACGGUAAGCUAUGUCCACCGCUCAUACACCAUCAACAAUCUUGAACCAGAUACCAAUUACCAAUUUUGCAUUGCAGUCAAGGAUGAAGAAGAAGGGGACUAUCUCCAACUUUCUUGUGCACAUGCGCAAACACGAGACGCAAAUUUCAUCAUGCAGGGCAUAUACACCACAAGCAAAGGAGCAAUAGCUGUGGUGCUAGGAAUUGUGGCGGGAAUGUUCCUUACCAUCUGUAUGGCAUCCAUGGUUACCAGAAAGUAUAGGCACAGGCACUACGAAACUCCUGAGAAGUCUUUAAUUGGCAACAUGGCUCAUGCACUACCAGAGAACCUCAGCAGUUCCUUGAUGUCGCAAGAUAGUACCUGAAGACACACGGUUAAUAAUAUCUCUUUUUAAGCUUUUGGCGGCUCAUAACUUUUAUACAUCAAGACGAUUCUUGGAGAUUAUUAGACUCUUUAUGGAAGGUAACAUCCGGAGAAGAUAAAAAUAAAACACAAAGUUUCUGUACUGAAAUGGUUGUAUUUAAAGACACAUCUGGAUUUAUUUUGUGGAUGGUGUGAUUCUGUAGCAAGCGAUAAUUUACAACUUCCAAUGUUGAAAUAAUGAUACACAUUUAUUUAAAUUGUAUUGCCAGGGAAAUGUUCAAUGUGAAAGAAACGUGUGGGAUACUGUAAAGCUUUGUGCAAGACAGCAAGGUUUAGUUUUCAACGUGACACGCGACAAAUCACUUUAAUAUGUUAAUCUCAUGGUACAUGAUGGACAACUAGAAGACAAUGUUCGGAAAGCUGCACUUUGGGUUAGCUGUACCGUGCUCACCCUAGGGAUCAAACCUCGAUAUUUAGUGCCACCGCAAGAACAACAGAGGAAAUUCUGGAUUUUUAAUGUGUUAGCCUUAAAACUUGAUUAUGUUAAUAAUAAGAAUAUUUUAACUUUGAAGUUAAAAUUGUAUGUUGUGCUUUUAAACUCUG
Molecule: messenger RNA, 2734 nt
Organism: Limulus polyphemus (Atlantic horseshoe crab)
Lineage: Eukaryota; Metazoa; Arthropoda; Merostomata; Xiphosura; Limulidae
Product: leucine-rich repeat neuronal protein 3-like
Exons: 2
Coding region: 105-2132 (675 amino acids)
Molecular function (GO): protein binding
Source: RefSeq, a predicted model, not a curated record